UGCAAUAAAAAUAAUAGACAAAACAAGGUUAGACCCAAGCAAUCUGGAGAAGAUUUAUAGAGAAGUUCAGAUAAUGAAGCUUUUGAAUCAUCCCCAUAUUAUCAAGCUCUAUCAGGUUAUGGAGACAAAGGAUAUGCUUUACAUUGUUACUGAGUUUGCAAAGAAUGGAGAAAUGUUUGAUCAUCUGACCUCCAAUGGGCACUUAAGUGAAAGUGAAGCACGGAAGAAGUUCUGGCAGAUUCUUUCAGCGGUGGAAUAUUGUCACAGCCACCACAUAGUGCACAGGGAUCUCAAAACAGAGAACCUUCUGCUAGAUGCUAACAUGAAUAUCAAGUUAGCAGACUUUGGUUUUGGAAACUUCUACAAGUCUGGAGAGCCCCUCUCCACUUGGUGUGGAAGCCCACCCUAUGCAGCUCCAGAAGUUUUUGAAGGGAAAGAAUAUGAAGGACCUCACCUUGAUAUAUGGAGCCUUGGGGUGGUGCUGUAUGUCCUUGUCUGUGGUUCUCUGCCUUUUGAUGGACCCAAUUUACCAACUCUGAGGCAAAGAGUGCUGGAGGGGCGGUUCCGCAUCCCUUACUUCAUGUCCGAAGACUGUGAAACACUAAUCCGACGGAUGUUGGUUGUGGACCCAACGAAGCGAAUAACCAUUUCCCAAAUAAAGCAGCACAAGUGGAUGCAAGCUGACCCAUCUCUUCAACAGCAGCAGUCUUUGUCCUUCUCCAUGCAAAACUACAACUCCAACCUGGGUGACUACAAUGAACAGGUCCUUGGGAUCAUGCAAACACUUGGCAUCGACAGGCAGAGAACUGUUGAGUCUCUGCAAAACAGCAGCUACAACCAUUUUGCUGCAAUUUAUUACCUGCUCUUGGAGCGCCUCAAGGAGUAUCGAAGCAGCCAGCUAUCGAGUCGUCCAGCAACUGGCCGUCAGCAAAGGCCAAGGAGCUCUGAGAUCAGCAAUGUUGAGAUGCCUCAGGACAGUCUCACUACUGAAACCCUGCGAUCAUCUCUGCUUUACCAGCAACCUCAGAGCCUGAUUCAGCCAUCCUUGCAGGCAGAAAUGGACUGUGACAUGAGCAAUCCGUUACAGCCUGUGUUCUUCCCUGUGGAUCCCAACUUCAAUGGGCUCUUCCGGAACCGUUCCAUCUCCCCCAACAGCCUGCUGGAGACCACCAUUAGUGAAGAAGUAAGGCAAGAGAAGGAGCUGGAAGAUGAAAUUAAGGCAUAUGACCACCCCAUCCGCAUCCCUAGCAACACCAGCAGGAGGCACACACUGGCCGAAGUGACCACUCACUUCUAUCAGCACGCCCCUCCAUGUAUAGUCAUUUCCUCCUCUGCAAGCCCCACAGAGGGAACUAGUUCAGACAGCUGCCUUACUUCAUCUUCAAAUGACAGCUCAGUGGCCCUGAGCAGCUGUUUGGCAGGUCAAGUAAUGACGGGGAGCCCAGCCACAGCUAGGAUGACGUCGCCCUUUCUAGCUUCCCAGUCUGACGCUCCGGUGUUACAAGCCCAGGGCUGCAUGGGAGGUGCUUCUCUCCUCCCUGUCAGCUUCCAAGAAGGAAGGCGAGCAUCUGAUACCUCAUUAACUCAAGGCUUGAAGGCUUUUAGGCAGCAGCUGCGGAAGAACGCUCGAACCAAGGGGUUUCUCGGCUUGAAUAAAAUCAAAGGCUUUGCUCGGCAGGUGUGUCAGUCCUCCUCAUCUCGGGCAGCAAGGAGUGCCAUGAGUGCUUUCCAACACACACAGCCGAACACCUGCAUGUACAGCAGCAGCGGGAGUGGCAGAGAGGGAAGAAGCCUCCUGGAGGAGGUGCUACAGCAGCAGAGAAUGCUCCAGCUCCAGCAUCACCAGCUUCUCCAGACAGCUUGUCCCCAGAGUUCUCAGACAUCUGUGACAAACGGCGUCCCCUCCUCUGAUAGUGUAGGUACCGGCAAAGCAUCCAAUUCUCUUCUGUUGUCAGAGCUACAAAGAGAGAACUCAUUUGAGCUGGCCUUUGCUGGCAACAGCCAACUGCUCCAACCUCAUUUCUUUGGUGUCAGCGUGUCACCGGUGUCGUCAGCAGCUCACCUUCUAGACACGCACCUGUACAUCAGCAGCAACGUCUCUCCAGUCGGCACCACCUUCUCUCAGCAACAGAGUUUCUCUGCACAGUCUCCGAGCUAUGAUGCUGUCUCUCUGCAGCAUGGGGACUGUGAGAUGGAGGACCUGACUUCCAACCAGUUAGGGAAGUUUGUUCUGGUCAAAUGAGAGCCCCGGCUGCUGUAGCUCACGCUGCUCUUGUUGCGAAGAACUUUUCACCGCUGUUCCAUGGCAUGUGUGGGUCCAUGGCUGGCUGGUGUCAUGUGGACAAGUGACUCUCAGAAGCAAUAAAUUUCGAAGUAUGUGAAGACGCCAUCUGGCUCAGAAAGCUAGCAACUUUAUAGAACUGAAACAAGCAAUAUGUAUGUCUUUUUGCUUCUACUAUUCUUGCACUGAACAAAUACGACUAGAAACUGAGGGUUUUUUAAAGGAAAAAUAAUGAUGGGGAAGAUGGGUGGGGCAUUUGUGGGGACAGGGAGGGAUGUGGUUGGGGAAGAACUCUUCGGUACUGUACUCAAGUCAGACCAAUACAGCUCUGCUGUUAUGCAAGGUUAGCAGCUGUCAGUAGUGGUGACACAGCAGGGAGAGGCUUUUCAAAGAAGGGACCAGAGCCUCCCUUUUUCACAAUAUUCAUUUAUGGGUUUGUGAAGAUGAUUACCUCUUUUAAAAAAAAUAAACAGAAAACCAGUGGCAUGCAGCAUUAUGCAUUCAUAGAAGACAAAAAUGGAAGCAUUGCCAUUUGUUGUUGCUUUUUUUUUUUUCUCUCCUGUUAACACUCAUUUUAUUUAAAGGCACCAACAUCCCCAUGCCACACCUCCCAGAUACGUAUACUUUAAAUGAAAACUGUGAACUUCUUGCUUGAUACAUCAGCUGGAAAAGCUUAGAAAAAGCCCCUUCUAAUUAGUACAGAAGCAAGUAAUCUGUUGAAAAUGUAUCCCUUGAUAAUCAGGAUCCAAACUGCAUAACGUCUGCUCUUUUGCAGGGAUGUUUGUUUGGGGGGGGGGGGGUGGUGUGUGUGUAUGUGCAUACAUACACGUGUGCACACAAUGCAUCUAUUUUGUGGGUCUGAAUAAUCUGUAGGAAUCUUUUUAUAAACACUAAGUUUUUUCGUGUUCUUGCAGAGGCACUGAGGAGGGAAGCGUUAGUACCGGUGGGGUGAUGGGAAGGCUUUUCUUUUUAAAAAGCCCUCCUGGAGGUUGCCUACGAAGUUGCCUGAGGGGUAUUUCUUAGUGCUGCACGUUGUUAUUUCCGCUGCUAAUUAUGUUUUUAUGCAUUUCAUUAUCAGGGUCCAAACAGAACUGACUCUUGGGGAAAUGUGCAAUAUUGUGGUUAUAAUUAUAUACUGACAAAGACAAAAGGAAUAGGCUAGAAGAGAAUUCUACUCUAACGGAGUACAGCUAUUUCUGAACAAAACUGUAUUAAAAGUGAGUGAAACAGCACAAUCUUUGGGUGUUUGUUUUUGGUUGGUUUGGUUUUGGCAUAUUAGCAAAAUGAGGUUUUGGAUUAGAUAGGAGUUUUUUCGUAUGGGUUUUUAAUGCUGUAUGUGUAUAUAAAUAGGAAGCAGAAAACUAUAUAACACUAGUUAUUUUUUUUAUAUUUUGUAAUAUGCUUACAUUAUGUUUCUGGUAUCAACCCCACUCCCCUCCCAAGGCAGAGUGUGACUUCUGCUGGCGUCAAUAGAAGUUACACUUAGGUAUAGAGGGGAGAACAGACUGCUCCUACGGGAAUGAGCAGGGUAGGGCCUGCAGACUUUGGAAGCAGGUGAGCAAACAGCGAGCCAGAUCGGCUGGAAGCUGCCAUCCGAAUGUCAGAAAAUUGCUGCGAUCUGUCUACAUGCUUAAAGGACCCAUCUCCCUGGUGUGACACAGGGUGCCUUCAAGUUACCUUGGCUUCAUGCAACCUGCAGUAUUAAGCAUUUGCAAAUAAUAUAGAUAACCUGUUUUUUGUUUGUUUAGGUUUGUUUUUUUUUUUAAAAAAAAAAAAAAAAAGAAAAAAGCCAAAGAUCGACCAGGUUAAUUGGUGGGAGUAGGAAGGGUUGAAGGUGGUGUGUGGCUCUGUCUGUGGCUCUCCAUAAACGACCUCUUUAUCUGUGUGUUGUAUCUGUGUGUCUCUAGCGGCGCGUCUCCAGCUUGCCACUGCUGCUACGUGGUCUGGAAGCUUCAAAGUGAGAGAAAAUGGCUAGAGUUGAAUUUCUGUUAAUGAGUGGUGCCUUGCAGCAGAGAAAACACCAAAGUCUCAUGCUCAUUUG
This is a messenger RNA of Egretta garzetta (little egret), 4322 nucleotides long. It is a transcript of the gene SIK1, whose product is annotated as salt inducible kinase 1. Gene Ontology annotation, biological process: intracellular signal transduction; microtubule cytoskeleton organization; protein phosphorylation. The record is from RefSeq and is a predicted model, not a curated record. Gene Ontology annotation, molecular function: tau-protein kinase activity; ATP binding; protein serine/threonine kinase activity. The transcript has 12 exons. The coding region runs from base 74 to 2242 and encodes 722 amino acids. Gene Ontology annotation, cellular component: cytoplasm. Lineage: Eukaryota; Metazoa; Chordata; Aves; Pelecaniformes; Ardeidae.